UACAUGUUAAAAAGUUAAACUUGGAACCAUUUAGUUUGUUUAUAUUAAUUGCAUGUAAUUGUCCUUUUUAAGAUAUUUUGCAUUGUUAGCUUUUGUGCAUGUUCAGUUCUGUGGGUUGUUGGUUUUUUUUUAAUCAUGAUCCUUAAAGUCAUUGUCAACUAAUUUUAUUUUAAAUUGUUUAGAAAAAUAUAGCUCAUGGCCUGGUCCCUGCUGCUACCAUAGCUCCUAAACCUGCAGUUCCCCGCACCCCUCCCCCUCGUAGUCCAAACCCUUCUCCAGAAAGGCCCAGCAUCCCACAAAUAGGUGCUUCUGUCUACUUACUCUUGCCCUACUCUGCAACGUGCCAGCGUUUAUUAACAGCUUCAGUUACCAGUAAAAGGUUCAGAUUAGGGAAUAAUGGAAACUAGAAGGCAGAAUAACAGAAUAUGGAACACUGUUUCAACACAAUGCCAGCCUCGGCAGCGAUCACUUUCUGAAAGCGAUUCCAGCUAUGUGGAACAGGAAUGUUUCGAGCCAUAUGCUACAGCCACAGAGAUUGGAAUGGGGCCCAACUGGAAUUUUGAUGGUAGUGACAAAUCUCCCGUGCAGUCCCUGGAAAUAUCAGGCAAUUAUGGUGAGGAUGAGGACAUGGAUACUUAUCUUUCGGAUGCUGAGAAAGAGGUAGAGUCCAGCUGUCAGAGUAAUGAGAGAAGGGGAGAAAACGUUAGAACCAAUGCAAUUUAUGCUGUUUCCUGCAAGAAGAAAAAGGAAGAGUUUCCACCAUCUCCUAGUACAAAUGGUGAAAAGCAGGCAUCUUCUCAUGAAACUGAGUUUCAGGUGCUGGUGGAUGAGUCAAAUGUGCAAAUACAAGAACACCAACGUCUUGGCUUGAAUUUAAAGGAAGAAAAAUCAUUAGCUGAAAAUCUGAUAUGUGGAAAGCCUCCGCCAUCCCCAGAUUUGUCUAUACGGGCAAGACAAGCACAGGAAAAUAUGAGUAAAGAGAAAUUCAGAGAACUAAAACAAGAAAACUGGUCUUUGAACAAGGCAUACCAGGCUAUGGUUCAGCAAUUUCAGGGAACAAAACAGCAAAUGGAAGAACAGCAAUUAAAGCUGAAGAGACUAAAACAAGAAAACACAAGACUUAAAGAAGCUGCAGAGAAGUCACAUAGAGAAGAGGAGGCUACAGAAUUGCCUUAUCUCAGACAACAAGCGCAAGAGCUGAUAGAUGAAAAUGAUGCUUUGAAAAGGACGGUUCAUCGUUUAAAUGUAGAAUUAAGUCGCUAUCAAACUAAAUUCAGGCCAUUGGCCCAAGAAGAGCAUCUGAAACUGAAAAGCUUACCCAUGAAAGGGCCACCACCACCAUGGCUGGUAAGUAAAUUGGAUAUGAAGUAUUUGUCACCUCUCCUAUUGGCUUAUGAAGACAGAAUAAGAGAAAAGGAAGACUUGCAUCUAGAACAUGAGGCAAAUAUGAAGAAUUUUAAAGUUCAAGUUGAAAAGUUGGUGAAGGAGAAUGAAGACCUGCAUGAACAAUUAAAUAAAAAUAACUUUAUUACCCCUACAGAAUGGCAACAGCUGCAAACUCAAGCCAAGCUGGUUUUGGAAGAAAACGGACUGUUGAUGAAGCAGCUCAAAAUUCAACAAGCUAAAGCAAAAGAUACUCACAGACAACAUGUUCAAGAAGCUUCAAAAUUGACCAAACAGAUAAUGAUCUUGGAAGAUAAGAAACAGGGUCAAGAAAAAGAAAUAGCAGAGUACCGGAAGCAGCUGGAAGCUUUGCAUUCUACUUGUGAAGAGCUAAAAGCCAAGUUGAAUAGCAGAAUAGCAGAAGAGGAGCACUUUGCUUUGGUGAACGAUUUAAAAAGCCAUUUACAACAGGAGCAGGAGAAAAAGCAGUGUGAGGUGGAAGAUCUGAUGGGAAAGAUAGCAUCACUGCAAGCUCAGAACAAGAAACUGCUUUUAGAGAAAAACAACGUCAUGACUGACAACAAGAUCUUGGAAACUGAGAUGCAAAUGACACAAAAGACAAACAGACAAUUGAAGAAAAAAGUAGAUCUUUUGAAAGUGCACUUGGAGGAAGCAACAGAAAAAGAAGCUGCAGCUCAUCUAUAUCUAACAAACCUUAUUGGUUUGGUGGAGAAGAUAACUCAGGAACGUGAUCAUCUUAUUUUUUUGGUCAAAUGUUUGGAAAAAGAGAAUCAUGGUGUUCUCAACAAAAUAGUACAAGGGAGUCUACGCUUGGGAAGAUUGGAAGAAAAAGUUAAGGUAUAUAAAAAGAAAGCAACUGGGAAGCUUGGAGAUAUCAGUCUUAAGAUGAUUGAACAGGAGAAAGAAUUUGCUGGGAAGACUGCUUGGUACCAGCAUGAAGUGAAGCAGCUUCAGCGUCUGCUGCAAGACAAGCAGGAAACCCUGGAUGAAGUGCUGCAGCAGAAAAGGAAAACUGAAGGGGAACUUGAAAUCAUUUGGGAAUCCACAUCCAAAGAAAACAGGAGAAUGCGAGAACUCUUAUAUAAAUCCCAGGGAAAGAACAACGUGUGGAGCACUGCCAUAGCUCACGAGCCACAUUUAGAUGAAAGCUCUCAGAAGGACCUACUAUAUGGACAUGAUUUUAGCUAUUGUGAUGUGAAACUUUCAUCCACUACUAAAAGUGAAAUUGAGCAAGAAUUUCAGUGAUAAGAGCAAAGAUGCAUUAUGCAUCUCAGCCAAGAAACAGAACACGGUGCUUGAAGCUGACUUUCAGCAACACAAGAUGUAAUGGAAGAUCUGCCCUCUUCAAAAUGAUUGUAUUUUCAACGUCAUCGGAAUAAAAACCUAGUAUUAUUACCCAGCUGUA
Messenger RNA from Pezoporus occidentalis (night parrot), 2809 nucleotides. RefSeq names its product centrosomal protein 89 (gene CEP89). The record is from RefSeq and is a predicted model, not a curated record. The transcript is spliced from 19 exons. The coding region runs from base 397 to 2649 and encodes 750 amino acids. Gene Ontology annotation, biological process: chemical synaptic transmission; cilium assembly; mitochondrion organization. Gene Ontology annotation, cellular component: centriole; ciliary transition fiber. Lineage: Eukaryota; Metazoa; Chordata; Aves; Psittaciformes; Psittacidae.